AGAACGCGGGGGAGCCGGCGCCCCCCUCCCCUCCCCUUGCAGUCCCCCUCGGCUCCGCCCCCUCGUUGCCUUCCCAGCGCGCAGGCGCAGGCGGCGGCAGCAGCAGCGGCAGCGCGAGGCGCCGAGGCGGGCGGAGCGGGGCUGCUCACACGCCGCUGCCUGUGAGGGGACGCGGCGAGCGCGAGGCGCCGACCCGCCGCGGCUGAGGCGAAGCCCAACGGUCGCUGAGAGAGGGACAGAGAGAGCGGGCGGCUAGGCGUGAGGCGGCGGCUCCGCUUCGGUCCCCUCCGCGCUCUCGCCCCCGCUCGCCCCCAGGAGCGCGUUUCGAGGCGCGGCUCGCAGCUUCCCCCCCCCCCCCUCGUCUCUCUCCUUCUGAGGGGUGCAGAGUGCCCAGCCCGGCAGCCACCACGGAAGCGGCCAUGGGGGACCGAGAGCAGCUGCUGCAGCGAGCCCGCCUGGCCGAGCAGGCGGAGCGCUACGACGAUAUGGCUUCGGCCAUGAAGUCGGUAACUGAGCUGAAUGAGCCUCUCUCAAAUGAGGACAGAAACCUGCUGUCUGUAGCCUACAAGAAUGUAGUUGGAGCUAGACGAUCUUCCUGGCGUGUGAUCAGCAGCAUAGAGCAGAAGACUAUGGCGGAUGGAAAUGAGAAGAAGCUGGAGAAGGUCAAAGCCUAUAGGGAGAAGAUAGAAAAGGAGCUUGAGACGGUCUGCAAUGAUGUUUUGGCUCUCCUCGAUAAGUACUUGAUCAAGAACUGCAAUGACUUCCAGUAUGAGAGCAAGGUCUUUUAUCUGAAAAUGAAAGGAGAUUAUUACCGCUACUUGGCAGAAGUUGCUGCUGGAGAGAAGAAGAACAGUGUCGUGGAAGCCUCAGAAGCUGCCUAUAAAGAGGCCUUUGAAAUCAGCAAAGAGCACAUGCAGCCCACUCACCCAAUUAGGCUUGGGCUGGCACUCAAUUUCUCGGUGUUCUACUAUGAAAUCCAGAAUGCCCCUGAGCAAGCCUGCCUUUUAGCCAAACAAGCCUUUGAUGAUGCCAUAGCAGAGCUGGACACGCUAAAUGAGGAUUCCUACAAGGACUCCACUCUCAUCAUGCAGUUACUUCGAGAUAACCUCACUCUGUGGACGAGUGACCAGCAAGAUGAAGAAGCAGGAGAGGGCAAUAAUUAAAAAGCUUUCCUCUGAUCUGUCUUUCAUCCACUUCACAAUCCCCGUCAUCACCAAUAUUACCUUGCCACAGUCACACUAAAUAUCUAGUGCUAAGCAUAUCUGUAUUGUACAGCUGUUCAGAUCUGCUGUCCACUUUAUCAAGAAGCAGUUUCAGAUGAGUCUUCGUGGACAUUGAUGGAUCGAUUGGUUUAUUGGCCCUAUUUAUCUUAGGUGCACUUAAACAGUGCAGAAAGAUGCGUAUUAAAUGAGGCAUUUUUAGUUUGCCUGUUGAUUAGAACAUAAGGGGAAGAGUAAUGGAAAGCGGUUGAGGAUGAUUAGAUUCCAGUUAAAUUUUUUGCCAUUUGAAAUGAGCUGACAGUUCUGUUAAGCAGUACAUUUUGUGCAUGCAAAGUCGAUUAGCCACCUCAAUUUUUUUUCCAGUCAAUGAAAGCAGUUAAGCUGAUGUGAAAUGACAGCCCUGUUCAUCAGUUUACAAUAAACUGUUUGAAAUGUGAGGUUUCAGUAGCAGUUUUUUUUUUGCCUCUAACUUAUGUGCACAGUUUCUUUUAAUGCAGUGCAUCUACCUAAGAGUUUUGAUACUUGUAACCUUUUGCAGUUGUUUUGAAGAAUCAUGAAUUUAUUUUUUUGUAAAUUCUGGCUGUUUAGUUGUCUGUGUAUUCUGACAACACUGUCAUUAUUAGCCCAUGUUAAGAUGGAUGACUGAGAUGCCGGACUUCUAAAUUAAAUGUUUUGGAAAUAAAUGAAUAAAAUAAAAUGCUGCUUCGGGGUUAUUAUCUCUACAUAA
Molecule: messenger RNA, 1947 nt
Organism: Cygnus atratus (black swan)
Lineage: Eukaryota; Metazoa; Chordata; Aves; Anseriformes; Anatidae
Gene: YWHAH
Product: tyrosine 3-monooxygenase/tryptophan 5-monooxygenase activation protein eta
Exons: 2
Coding region: 420-1163 (247 amino acids)
Biological process (GO): signal transduction
Cellular component (GO): cytoplasm
Source: RefSeq, a predicted model, not a curated record